GUCGGGCCGAGCAGAUCCUGCAGCACAUGGUGGAGUGCAUCCGCGAGGUCAACGAGGUCAUCCAGAAUCCAGCAACUAUCACUCGGAUACUGCUCAGCCAUUUCAACUGGGAUAAGGAGAAGCUGAUGGAGAGGUACUUCGAUGGUAACUUGGAGAAGCUCUUUGCAGAGUGUCACGUAAUUAAUCCAAGUAAAAAGUCACGAACGCGCCAGAUGAACACCAGGUCAUCAGCCCAGGACAUGUCCUGUCAGAUCUGCUACCUGAACUACCCAAACUCGUACUUCACUGGCCUAGAGUGUGGACAUAAGUUCUGUAUGCAGUGCUGGAGUGAAUAUUUAACUACCAAAAUAAUGGAGGAAGGCAUGGGACAGACCAUUUCAUGCCCUGCCCAUGGCUGUGAUAUCUUAGUGGACGACAACACAGUUAUGCGUCUGAUCACAGAUUCCAAGGUGAAAUUAAAGUACCAGCAUUUAAUAACCAAUAGUUUUGUAGAGUGUAAUCGACUGUUAAAGUGGUGUCCUGCCCCCGACUGCCACCACGUCGUUAAAGUCCAGUACCCGGAUGCUAAACCCGUGCGCUGCAAAUGUGGCCGUCAGUUCUGCUUUAACUGCGGUGAAAACUGGCAUGAUCCUGUUAAAUGCAAGUGGUUAAAGAAAUGGAUUAAGAAGUGUGAUGAUGACAGUGAAACCUCCAAUUGGAUUGCAGCCAACACAAAGGAAUGCCCGAAAUGCCAUGUCACCAUCGAGAAGGACGGGGGCUGCAACCACAUGGUCUGUCGGAACCAGAACUGCAAGGCGGAGUUCUGCUGGGUGUGUCUGGGCCCCUGGGAGCCCCACGGAUCUGCCUGGUACAACUGUAAUCGCUACAAUGAGGAUGAUGCAAAGGCAGCAAGGGAUGCACAGGAGCGAUCCCGAGCAGCCCUGCAGAGGUACCUGUUCUACUGCAACCGCUACAUGAACCACAUGCAGAGCCUGCGCUUCGAGCACAAGCUCUACGCUCAGGUGAAGCAGAAGAUGGAGGAGAUGCAGCAGCACAACAUGUCGUGGAUCGAGGUGCAGUUCCUGAAGAAAGCAGUCGACGUCCUCUGCCAGUGUCGUGCCACACUCAUGUACACUUACGUCUUUGCCUUCUACCUCAAAAAGAAUAAUCAGUCCAUUAUCUUUGAGAAUAACCAAGCAGACUUAGAGAAUGCUACAGAGGUGCUUUCUGGGUACCUGGAGCGAGAUAUAUCCCAAGAUUCGCUGCAAGACAUAAAGCAGAAAGUACAGGAUAAGUACAGAUACUGCGAGAGCCGGCGGAAGGUUUUGUUGCAGCACGUGCAUGAAGGCUACGAGAAGGACCUGUGGGAGUACAUCGAGGACUGAGCCCGGCCCUGCAGCAAUGAACUCUGAACCCUUUCCCAUCCUAGAGUGCUCAUGCAAUUCCAAUAAAACCCACCCAGGGCGCUGCUCCGCCUCUUACACCGCUGGUCUGUAGUACCGGGAUUCUGUUUUGUUAACAGAAAAAUUAAGUAAAUUAUAUUGUAAU
Ficedula albicollis (Collared flycatcher) is the source of this 1527-nucleotide messenger RNA. It is a transcript of the gene ARIH1, whose product is annotated as ariadne RBR E3 ubiquitin protein ligase 1. Bases 27 to 1364 code for a protein of 445 amino acids. The record is from RefSeq and is a predicted model, not a curated record. Gene Ontology annotation, cellular component: cytoplasm; nucleus; ubiquitin ligase complex. Lineage: Eukaryota; Metazoa; Chordata; Aves; Passeriformes; Muscicapidae. The transcript has 14 exons. Gene Ontology annotation, molecular function: zinc ion binding; ubiquitin conjugating enzyme binding; ubiquitin protein ligase activity. Gene Ontology annotation, biological process: protein polyubiquitination; positive regulation of proteasomal ubiquitin-dependent protein catabolic process; ubiquitin-dependent protein catabolic process.